Magallana angulata is the source of this 1355-nucleotide messenger RNA. RefSeq lists its product as uncharacterized. Bases 1 to 1176 code for a protein of 391 amino acids. The transcript is spliced from 3 exons. Lineage: Eukaryota; Metazoa; Mollusca; Bivalvia; Ostreida; Ostreidae. The record is from RefSeq and is a predicted model, not a curated record.
AUGGCGGCUGAGACUGACGAUAUGAAACAUAAUUUAAAGUUUGCAUUUGCAAAUGCUACACAUUCUUUGUGUUUCACAAAUGAAUGGUUUUCAAAUUCUGUAAAACUUUUACCAUUUCGGAUAAAAAGAAGCAAUGCUACAGUUGGAGGCGAUGGAGCAAUGUUCUCAAGAGCAUUUUGUGAUACGGAACUGCACAAUGUCGAGUACUUGUUCGGGGAUAUAUUUCAGCAUGGUAUUUCCUUGGUCACAAAGUAUUUGACCCAAGAAACGUUACCAGAUGACAAGACAGAUAGACUCUUACUCCGAAAACUUUUAGAUAUCAAAAAGGAAGGUAAGAGUAUAAAUCUUGAUCCACAGAAGUUAACAGAAACAGAACUUGCUGUGCUUUUGCCAAAUCAUCUUUUUGGAAAACUUGCAACUUACAACAACUACGUUAUUGACAAAUCUUUUGGCCGCAAAGGAGAUGAGCAGUGUGUUUGUGAUGAUAAGUCUUGCAAGAUGACAGGUCAUUAUGGGGAUACAAGUGUAGGAAAUAUUGAAGUUUGGCAUGGGAAUUUAGAUAUCAUUAUCAACAAUGAUUUGAGCAUGGAACACUUGGAAACCCCAGUCAGUAGAUCUGAAGAAAUGUCUCCUGCUGAAGUGAAAGUGAAAUCAGAAGCCCUGUCAGGAACUGCACAAAUUAUAUCAAAAGCCAUCGUAUUUUCAUUUCUGCAGAAACAGACUCAUCCGGUGAGAAAACAUUUUUUAACUCCAUGUUUAGGAGUUGGAAAUUCCUCAUUGAUUGUCAUGUUCUAUGAUUCAGAACAUGAUGUCAUCUUUGAAAGUUCUCCCAUACCAUUAUUUCAAAAACGUGGAGUGAAUAAAUAUGAAUUUGAUGAUGUUGCCAUUUUAGUUGCAUGGCUUUCAGUCAAUCACAAAUUUCUGUGUUCAGGUUUGACAGAGGAGAUGAAAAAAUUCAAAUGUGGAUUUUUUAAAGAGGUGAAAGAAAAGUUGAAAGUGUAUGAGGACAAUUUACAACUUGGAAAUAUUGCCAGUUUUGUUCCAGUGCCUAUUUUUCAGAAAAGAUCUUUACAAUGGAGUUCAUUUAUAGAAGAGACUGAAAAUGAUUUGAUUGGAAUAAUUCACAGAGAAAAGAAAAAAUUAAAACUUUCAGAGGAGAAGGACCUAACAAAAUGAGGACAAGUUAUAAUUAAGUUUUGACCCUAUUCAUGUACAGUACAUCUUUCUGUUAUUAAAACUGUUUAACAAUUCAUGCAAUGAAAUUUAUUCCCAUUGUUGUACAGGAGAUGUACUUAAGGCACUAAUUAUUUAAACAGAAAUCUCCAGAAUAAAGAAUAAAGUAAAUCAAAAUACCA